Mercurialis annua (annual mercury) is the source of this 1006-nucleotide messenger RNA. Its product is annotated as 2-phytyl-1,4-beta-naphthoquinone methyltransferase, chloroplastic. Lineage: Eukaryota; Viridiplantae; Streptophyta; Magnoliopsida; Malpighiales; Euphorbiaceae. Gene Ontology annotation, biological process: phylloquinone biosynthetic process. Gene Ontology annotation, molecular function: 2-phytyl-1,4-naphthoquinone methyltransferase activity. The record is from RefSeq and is a predicted model, not a curated record. The coding region runs from base 54 to 800 and encodes 248 amino acids. The transcript has 8 exons.
GUUUUUUUAUAUAGUUUUGUUAUUUUCUCCUCCUUCUCUGGUUUUGAGCAACAAUGGCCUGUCUUCACCUCAGUAUUUGCUCUUUCAGACACAGACCAAUUCAAUGCAGUAACGAACGGCAGGCUUUGUUUAACCGGAUUGCUCCUGUUUAUGAUAAUUUGAAUGAUGUGUUGAGUUUGGGCCAACAUCGGAUUUGGAAACGUAUGGCUGUGUCUUGGACUGGUGCUAAAAUGGGAGAUAAUGUGUUGGACUUGUGCUGUGGAAGUGGGGAUAUUGCAUUUCUCUUGUCUGAGAAAGUUGGCUCCAAUGGCAAGGUGACUGGUCUUGAUUUCUCUAAGGAGCAGCUGUUAAUUGCUUCAUCUCGGCAAAAGUUGCGUGCAAGGGACUGCUACAAAAACAUAGAUUGGGUUGAGGGUGAUGCAACCAACUUGCCAUUUUCUGAAUAUCAAUUUGACGCGGUUACAAUGGGUUAUGGACUACGGAAUGUGAUAGAUAAAUACCGGGCCAUGCUGGAGAUGUAUCGAGUCCUCAAACCAGGUGCAAAAGUAUCUGUCCUUGAUUUCAAUAAGAGCACGCAGCCAUUUGUUGCUUCAUUUCAGGAAUGGAUGAUCGACAAUGUUGUUGUUCCUGUGGCAUCUGGUUAUGGCCUUGCAGAGGACUAUGAGUACUUGAAGAGCUCAAUCAAGGAAUUUUUAACAGGGAAAGAGUUGGAGGAACUUGCUUUGGAAGCAGGAUUUUCUACUGCCAGACAUUACGUGAUCGGCGGAGGCUUAAUGGGGAAUCUUGUCGCCACUCGUUAGAUGACCGAAGCCUAUCAUUCUUCUGGGUUUCAUUUUCUAUAUUAACGGUGACCUAAAAGCUUUCUAAUUUGUUUUCAAGUUUUUCUUUGAAGUUACAUCCACAUUUAUUGUGAGAUAAUGAGAAAAUAUAAUAUCGCAGUUUAUCUGAGUCUCAGACAAGCUGAGAUUCAUUAUUAUAAUCUCAAAAUUUUCCAUUGAUUGAUCAA